AACCACCACCCUCUCCCAUUUUCUCUUCCGAGAAAUCAGUAAGUUUUCCCAGAAAAUCGCAUCUUAUUUUCCAUCCAAACACCCAGCAAGACUGCUAGCUAGGUAGGUUUUUGUGGGCGUGGCCGUGAGGCCGAAAUUGAAUUAAGUUAUGCUCCCGACGAUGCCCAGCAAGCUAAGGAAGGCAUUUGGGGCAGUGAAAGACCAGACCAGCAUCAGCCUCGCCAAGGUUUCGAGCACCAGCGCCGCCAACCUCGAGGUAUUGAUCCUCCGGGCCACCACCCACGACGAAAUCCCCAUCAACGAGCGCUACGUCAAUGAAAUCCUCCUCCUCGUCUCCUCCGACAAAACCUACGCCGCCGCCUGCGCACAGGCCAUUUCCAAACGCGUCGGCCGGACUCGCAACUGGGUCGUCGCCGUCAAGUCCCUCAUGCUUGUCCUUCGAACCUUCCAAGACGGCGAUCCCUAUUUCCCUAAAGAAGUUCUCCAUGCAAUGAAACGCGGCGCAAAAAUCCUCAACCUUUCCAGCUUCCGCGACGACUCCAAUUCCAGCCCCUGGGAUUACACCGCCUUUGUCAGAACAUUUGCUCUGUACCUCGACGAGCGGUUGGAUUGCUUUCUCACAGGAUUUAUGAAUGUUACAUCAACAGGGAAGCUUCAACGGCGUGUUUCGUACAGGCAAAGAGAAAGCAUCCACCAGAGAAUCGGGCGGGCGGUGGCAUCGCCGGUCCGAGACAUGAAACCGGCAAUGCUGCUGGACAGAAUCACAUACUGGCAGCGUUUGAUUGACAGAGCUAUAGCCACAAGACCCACCGGCGAAGCCAGAACCAACCGGCUGAUCCUCAUUACGCUUCACGCAAUCGUCCAGGAGAGCUUCGAUCUCUACCGCGACAUCUCCGAAGGCCUGGCGCGUCUUCUAGACAGCUUCUUCCACUUGCAAUACCAAUCUUGCGUCAGCGCAUUCCAAGCCUGCGUCAAAGCCACCAAACAAUUCCAGCAGCUUUCCUCUUUCUACGACUUCUGCAAGAGCAUCGGCGUAGGGAGAACCUCCGAGUACCCCAGUGUGCAAAAGAUAUCCGAGGAGCUCAUUGAGACAUUGCAAGAUUUCUUGAGAGACCAAGCUUCGUUUCCUAGUCAUCACGGUCGGAUAUCGCCGUUGCUCCUCCCUGCGCCUCCUCGGAAGGCGACUGGCGGCAAGGAUCGGGGUUCGAGUUCUGAGCGGUUUCCUUAUAACGACCAAUCAGACGCGCCGGAGAGGUUGUCGCAAGACAGAGGAUUGGGUUCCGGCAGAUCUCGGUGCACGUCACUGGAGGAUCUAAUGAGCAUUACGGGUUCCGUACAUGAAGAAAAGCAGUCUACACUUGAGGAUUUCAUUAGCAUUGCUAAUGAUUCAGUUGUCGAUGCUGAGUUGGAAAAACAAAAACAAGAACACGAACAAGAACAAGAGAAUAAUAAAACCUCGGAGAAUCAGAAAGAUUGUUGGGAGAGUGUUUUGUUCGAGUCUACAAACGGAGCCAAUGGGUUUGAGCCCUCGGUUGAUUCACUUCCUCAACACCACCAAUAUAACCCAUUUUUACAAGACACAAGCACAGAAAAUGACAGGGGGUUUUCAGCUACUCCCACAUUUCAUGCGGCGGCGGCGCUGCCGACAUUUCUUGCCAACAAUCCCCAGGAGACGAUGAUAUCAGGAAUUCAGAAUGAAAACGACCCAUUUGCUGCACACCCUGGAGGUGCAAUGGCCGAUGAACAAGUGUCAAAUGGGUCGCCAAUGAAUGAGAAAAGUCUGUUGGAUGAGCAACAGUUGUGGUUGGAGAACCAGAGCAAGAUCAUUGCAAAGCAUAUGGCUUGAUUUGUGGAAAUAGAAGACACAUGGAAUUUUGUAAAUUAGUAUUUUAUUUGUUUGUAUAGUCAUGGUUAUCAAACUUUUUUGAGUUUGUUUUCUUCUCUGCAUUAACAAGAUCACACACUGACAAACACUCAUGGAGAAGAGUCAAAGGGAGAGUUUGGGCUUUUGCCAAUGGACCUUUUUUGUGUCAAUAUUCAUGCAGUUUGCCAAUGGGUCUCUUCAGGCUCUGUAGCCCCUACCCAGCUGCCCAAGCCUGUUGGUAUGGGCUGUGGCUCUGGAUGGAUGGAUGGAUGUAAUUUUUUUAUUUUUUUUAUUUUUUAAAUGCAAUGUAAGUUUU
Messenger RNA from Corylus avellana, 2180 nucleotides. RefSeq names its product ENTH/ANTH/VHS superfamily protein. Gene Ontology annotation, molecular function: 1-phosphatidylinositol binding; clathrin heavy chain binding; SNARE binding. Gene Ontology annotation, cellular component: clathrin-coated vesicle; clathrin-coated pit. Gene Ontology annotation, biological process: clathrin coat assembly; clathrin-dependent endocytosis; vesicle budding from membrane. NCBI's taxonomy places the organism in Eukaryota, Viridiplantae, Streptophyta, Magnoliopsida, Fagales, Betulaceae. The record is from RefSeq and is a predicted model, not a curated record.